This is a messenger RNA of Mytilus californianus (California mussel), 1366 nucleotides long. RefSeq lists its product as uncharacterized. The record is from RefSeq and is a predicted model, not a curated record. The coding region runs from base 1031 to 1366 and encodes 111 amino acids. The transcript has 3 exons. NCBI's taxonomy places the organism in Eukaryota, Metazoa, Mollusca, Bivalvia, Mytilida, Mytilidae.
UUUUCAUUGUACUAAUGAACUCAAAAUCGUUAACUUUUUUUUAACUUUUUUUUCAGACUUUUUUUUAUUUUCCCGCAUCUGCGCAGAAAUCUUUUCCGGUAUCGUUUUGGCUCGGGACUUUAGUAAAAUGUUAUGGGGACGUACCUUACAUCAGUAAGCAAAUCAAUAAAACUACUAAAAAUCAAAAUAAAAAAUCAAUAAACUAAUGAAAUCAUUAUCGUAAACGUUUUUCGAACUUUUUCAAACAGUUGCAUUUCCCCCUGGCGGACGCUGCAAUAUAUGUCAUACGAUUUCCCGAAAAUUAGUAUGUAUGAUUACCGGAAAGAGUAUGGACGACAACACAAUAACAAUAACAUUUGUAUUCUUAUAAUGUCCUUUUUAUAAUUCAUGGUUGACUUUGCUUUAAUGUUGUUGUUUUUUCGUUAUACUUUUAACAAAAAGACAUGCAGAUUCAAAGUUGUAUGAAGUCAUAUAAUGGUGAUCGCUAUGAUUAAGGAUCAUUGUGACACGUUGGUUUUGGUACAGAUCUGUUCCUUACAACUCGAUGCUUCAUAGCAACACGUCUUUUCGUUUACAUUAAAAUAGCAGAGUUUUCAGUCUUUUUAACCAUUUAAAUAUACAUUCUUUUAAGGUAGAUCGGGUGUUUAAAUUUUCGCGCCUUCUGCGCAACAUGCUGCGCAUAGUGUUGUAAACUGUCGUAAAAUUUUAUGAAAGUAAUAUUUUAACUUUUUUUUUUAUAUCUGUGAAAAUUAUCAGAAACGCUUUUAAAAUCGUAUUUUAUAAACUCAAUUAUCAAACAAAUAAUCUCAUUUCAGUUUGAUUGCUGCAAAUUGUUUACUUCCGUCAUGGCGACCUGCACAACAUGGUGAACAAUGGAAAAAAAUGAAAAAGAAACUGUGAUCGUGAUAAAGUGGACUGCUUUUUAUAAAUACUGUGAUGUAGAUCUGUAAAUUAACAAUAUGAUCUUCGUCCUGGUGGCUUAUGAAGCAAUCCCACACAGAUUCUGCACAAAAAGUAGACGACAGAAAAAAUGGGAGGAAUGCUCCAUGCUGGUAUUGGGGAAACCCAGCUUAACAAUCUGCUUUCAACGAUGAAUGUACACUGUAUAGACACUAAAUCUUUGAAAGCCAGAGAACAUGAAGUUGGCCAAGUAUUGGAGAAUCAUGCAAAAGAAUCUGAGCAUAAAUACUUACUAGAAGAAGCAAUUGGGUGUUUAAAUAUUAACACAGAAAAUGAAGAAGGAAAAGGAAUCACAGUAUCAACAGACACCUGCUGGCAAAAGAAGGGUUCUGGAAGGGCAUAUAACAGUUUGUCAGGCAUGCCUUUAACUGAGUUUAAUCCAACAAGAACAAAGUUCAACAAAUAA